AUGCCAACUCUUUGUCUCCUCGUAGUGACAGAUACAGCCUGACUGAUAUUGUGAAAAAGGAAUCAGGCACGGUCCCCACAAGAAAACCAUUUAGUACGACCACAGAUAGUGUGAAAAGAGAAUCAAGCAUGGCCUCAACAAGAGCUCCAUUCACUGUGACCAAAGAUUUGAUUGACAGGCCUGGUGCUUCCGCAACUCCUGUGAAACCAGCAGAAGAUAUUGUGGAAAAACAGCCAGAUGUGAUGCUGUCUAUGCCACCAUCUACUGUGACCACAGGACUGACUGAUAGCAAGCUUCACUCCUCCACUCCUGUAACUCCUACCAAAAAACCCCCAGGAGUGACUGCUGGUAGACCAAGCUACACUGGUAGCUUUAUCUCUGCUUCCCUGACACCAGUGAGACCAACCUCAGGUCAGACACCUCCAAAGCUUGUCUCUAAUGGUAACUCGUUCCUUGUAACCCCACCAAACUCAACAUCAGCAGAAACAUGGACAUGGAAGUUGAUAGUAGCUGCGGCUUGUUUCGGAGGUGUUGUCUUUCUGGGACUGGCACUUCUCUGUGCCAAAAGAAGAACUGGAAGAUGUUCUAGAAAGAGGACACGAGCCAAUGUCUCCGGUAAUGUGCACCAGGCAACAUCACUGUAUUAUUUAUAUAUAAAAUACACAACAUUUAUAUCGUCUUCUAGUGUGUUAUGGUGUGUUUUACCUUCUGUUGCAGAUGACUUAAUGCGCAUGAAAAAUCUUGACCAUGGAGGAUCGUUACCAGCAGGUAAUGAUGAAGCAUACAGUGUGAUCACCUCAGUGCCUGCUGCUGACUGUCGUGCUGGUUCUCAGAAACGUAACGGACAAGAGUCUCAAAAUGAGGAUUUGGACGUAUACCAUGUGUACGCCACCGUAUCUGAGGAGCCACAUCCAUCAGCCCUGAAGGACAUGGUGUACAGCACUCUGCAGGCACACUGACACAUAAAGCUUUGCUGUAUCUGUUUUUAAACCAUGUGAAAAUUUUAAACUUGUCUUUUAUAGAGUAUCUUAUGAUCUAAUAGGUAGGGAAGUUGAUGGUUAUAUGUGUAGUCUGGUGUUGACCUGUGAAAAGUCUUUCACAGAUACGACAGUGGAAUCUUUCUAGUUAGGCUAAAAGCAACUGGUAUGAAUAAAACAUUUCUCUUUUAUUGGUUAGGGAGGUACUGAGUGUUUGAGGUUACCUCUCUGAGCAUUUUCACUUGCAGAGUGCCUCAAGGCAGUGUCCUAGGCCCCCUUAUGUUUUUGUUUCAUUUUAAUGACAUUAAAACAAACAAAAAAACAACAACAACAACAACAACAACAACAAGACAGACUAGAAGACACAGGAGAAAUUAGUUGAUCAGUUAAAUACAUUGUCAGACAUUAGGCUACUUUUACACUUAGGCACUUACACUCUAUCUUGUUUGGAUUAAUGGGGCUAAGGACAGUCUCUUACUGGGACAUUAAUAUUGGUGUUAGUUUGUGACAUUAGGCCCUUUUACAAACUUUGAAACACAAAAUCCAUGAAGCACAAAAACAACUGGUCAGAGUGGUCCCAGUCAUGUUGGCAGGUGUUAUUCCUGCAGUUUCACUAGCUUCCAGCAGAGGGCUGAGCAUGUCACUGUAUUUAAAUAUUGUUUGUACUGUAGGAUUUUACAUCAAAGUCUCAGCUGCUUAUGAUUGAAUUCUUCAAAUUAUUCUGAUUCCUUUUUAUGUUUUACUUUUAAAGUAACUGAUAUUUACACAUUGAACUAUGUCAUUCAACAAUAAGACAACCUUUUGUUAUGAUGUGAUUUAUUUUUCUGUGGCUUUUCUUUGCUUAUUCUCUGGGGUCAUUUCACUUCACAUGUUACUGCGCUAAACACACGAGCUGUAAGAUAGCAAUCUAUCUAUCUAUCUAUCUAUCUAUCUAUCUAUCUA
Molecule: messenger RNA, 1919 nt
Organism: Epinephelus moara (kelp grouper)
Lineage: Eukaryota; Metazoa; Chordata; Actinopteri; Perciformes; Serranidae
Exons: 14
Coding region: 129-959 (276 amino acids)
Source: RefSeq, a predicted model, not a curated record